Messenger RNA from Lachancea mirantina, 273 nucleotides. The record is from the annotation of a GenBank genome assembly. NCBI's taxonomy places the organism in Eukaryota, Fungi, Ascomycota, Saccharomycetes, Saccharomycetales, Saccharomycetaceae.
AUGUCGACCAAGUAUCCCAGUACGAUGAGUUGUGCUGAGGCCUUUGAUCGGCUUACUUCGUGCUACUCUGUCGGAGGUCAGUUCCGGAAUUACUACCGAUACGGAGAAUUUAAUCCGUGCUUUAAGCAACUUGACAAAUUCAAGUUUUGCAUAGUGAACGGCACAGACGCGGUCAAAGUCCAGCAGUGGUAUCGCGACGAGGCAAAUUUCAACGCCAAGAAUCGGGGUACUUCGGACGAUAUAUGGCUAGAGCGACAGGUAUUGAACAACUGA